ACGAGACGCUAUUAAUGCACGCUGUGAGGUACGGCGCACCAGAUGAUGUGUUGGAGAAUAUGAUUGAAACGGCAACAGUUGAGUGUUUAGAACACCAGCAGUCUUUUGGUUUCACUAUUCUCCAAUACUUGGCGCUCAACGCACGCGCGUCAGCAAUGAGACGCGUGUUGGAAAAAAACAACAAGAACAUUAACACGCAAGACGGAUGGGGACGCACACCACUACAUGAAUGUCUACAGAAGAAGGAGCUGACGCACGAGCAACACAAGGAACUCGCAAUUCUGAUGAUCACCUUCGGUGCGUCGGUGACAAUAAAAAAUGAGUCUGGAAAGACGCCUCUUGAUGAGUAUGAUGAUAACGAAUGUAAAAGAUACGAAGAAUCCACAAGAAGAGAGAAAAAGACAAAAUUAAAAAAUUUACUUGAAGAACUAUCAGUUCCGUCAGAGAUUUUAGCCAGGGGUCCCGAUGCCGUCAAAGCAUUCAAAGAUGCACUUAAAAACGGUGAAAUAACAGUUGUUAAUUCAAGACUGAUGUUCCUAGGUAACGAGGGUUCUGGAAAAACAUCUUGUGUCAAAGCCAUGCUUGGGAAAGAGUAAGUACAAUCGGAUGUAUUAGGUUUUGUACUUUAUAUCGAUUUAC
Anneissia japonica is the source of this 639-nucleotide messenger RNA. RefSeq lists its product as uncharacterized. NCBI's taxonomy places the organism in Eukaryota, Metazoa, Echinodermata, Crinoidea, Comatulida, Comatulidae. Gene Ontology annotation, molecular function: protein binding. The transcript is spliced from 5 exons. Bases 15 to 596 code for a protein of 193 amino acids. The record is from RefSeq and is a predicted model, not a curated record.